AUGGAGUUUGCGGAAGGAGGAGAUUUAGCUUCCUAUACGGCUACAGGCGGAAUUCCACUUGACGGAGUUCGAUUCUAUUCCGCCUGCAUGGUUCUUGGCCUGCAAUUUCUCCACCGGCACAACAUCGCCCAUAGGGAUAUAAAAGUAGCCAAUGUGCUGUUAUGCAGCGAUGGAUACGCCCAAAUUACCGACUUUGGGCUUUGCAAAGAAGGAAUGACGUUUGACAGGACAGCCUCAUAUUUAUGUGGAACCCUACCCUAUUUGGCCCCAGAAGUCAUCAGGGCCAAAUACACAAGGACGGCCGACUGGUGGUCACUUGGAGUGACCAUCUUCAAGCUGCUUACCGGAACCGUACCGUUUUAUGGGGCAAAUCAACACGAGGUUCUAAAACGAAUAUGUUACGAGGAGCCGAAAUAUCCUGAGGAUAUAACAGAGGAGACUCGUAGCCUAUUGGUAAAUCUCCUAAAGAAAGAUCCAGCCCAGCGCCUUGGGGCAGGAGAACAUGGGGCCGAGGACGUGAAGAAGAGCCCAUUCUUUCAGGGAUUAGACUGGGAGGCCCUUGAGAAGAAAGAACUCGAGCCGCCAUUUAUCCCUGGAGGAAGAACACACAGCCAACCUGAAGAAAGCCUUAAAUUGAUGGCAAAGGUUGACGCAAAAGUGUGGGAAGAAACCGAAUGGGCAUUAGUGGAGCUGAACUACCCUUUCAGUUCAGCUUCAGAAAUAUAAGAAGUGUUCCUCGGAAUGAAUGGAUGAAUCAGAAUCUUCAUAGAUGUAGACAGAGAGACUGUUGGGCAGGAAGUCAAGUCAGUCAAGCGUUUAUUUGCCCAACAGGGGUGGAGGAGGGUUCAAAAACAUGGCUUAAAGUUACAAAAGCAUGAUCGUCAGCAGCAACCUGUAAGGACUUGUCUAUAUUGGUCAGAUCUCUGAAGUGAAGACCAAUGUGCGCAUUGCAGCAGAAAGUCCGGGGUCCAAAAGGGCGUCGGUGAAGACCAAUGUUAGCGGGGGUUCACCUGUUCUAAAAGAGUCUGAUCCUACAGAAACAUCACCCAGAAGAUGAUUGGUGCAAAGCGACAUGAGGAAGGGUGAGACUGUUGGGCAAGAUGGCAAGUCAGUCAAGCAUCUAUUUGCCCAACAGGGGUGGA
Molecule: messenger RNA, 1142 nt
Organism: Xenopus tropicalis (tropical clawed frog)
Lineage: Eukaryota; Metazoa; Chordata; Amphibia; Anura; Pipidae
Product: serine/threonine-protein kinase N2-like
Exons: 7
Coding region: 1-726 (241 amino acids)
Molecular function (GO): ATP binding; kinase activity; transferase activity
Source: RefSeq, a predicted model, not a curated record